Molecule: messenger RNA, 1777 nt
Organism: Diceros bicornis minor
Lineage: Eukaryota; Metazoa; Chordata; Mammalia; Perissodactyla; Rhinocerotidae
Gene: SLC25A20
Product: solute carrier family 25 member 20
Exons: 9
Coding region: 78-983 (301 amino acids)
Biological process (GO): positive regulation of neuron projection development; mitochondrial transport; carnitine transmembrane transport
Cellular component (GO): mitochondrial envelope
Molecular function (GO): O-acyl-L-carnitine transmembrane transporter activity; low-density lipoprotein particle binding
Source: RefSeq, a predicted model, not a curated record
CGGCGCCGGCGCUGCGUCUGGGGCGGUAGAGCGGGGCGGCCUGGGAACCGACAGGCACGUUGACGGACGGACGAGCCAUGGUAGACCCGGCGAAGCCCAUCAGCCCGCUCAAGAACCUACUGGCCGGCGGCUUUGGCGGCAUGUGCCUGGUGUUCGUAGGACACCCGCUGGACACAGUCAAGGUCCGACUGCAGACACAGCCCCCGAGUUUGCCUGGACAGCCGCCCAUGUAUUCUGGGACCUUUGACUGUUUCCGGAAGACUCUUAUUAGAGAGGGCAUCACAGGGCUAUAUCGGGGCAUGGCUGCCCCCAUCAUUGGGGUCACCCCCAUGUUUGCUGUGUGCUUCUUUGGGUUUGGCUUGGGGAAGAAACUGCAACAGAAAUGCCCAGAGGAUGUGCUCAGCUACCCCCAAAUAUUUGCAGCUGGGAUGUUAUCUGGUGUAUUCACCACAGGAAUCAUGACCCCUGGAGAACGGAUCAAGUGCUUGUUACAGAUUCAGGCUUCCUCAGGGGAAACCAAGUACACUGGUGCCUUGGACUGUGCAAAGAAGGUGUACCAGGAGUCUGGGAUUCGAGGCAUCUAUAAGGGGACUGUGCUCACCCUCAUGCGAGACGUUCCAGCCAGUGGAAUGUAUUUCAUGACAUAUGAGUGGCUGAAAAAUAUCUUUACUCCGGAGGGAAAGAGUGUCAAUGAGCUCAGUGUGCCUCGGAUCCUAGUGGCUGGAGGCAUUGCAGGGAUCUUCAACUGGGCUGUGGCAAUCCCCCCAGACGUGCUCAAGUCUCGCUUCCAGACUGCACCUCCUGGAAAAUAUCCUAACGGUUUCAGAGAUGUGCUGAGGGAGCUGAUCCGGGAUGAAGGAGUCACAUCCUUGUACAAGGGGUUCAAUGCAGUGAUGAUCCGAGCCUUCCCAGCCAACGCGGCCUGUUUCCUUGGCUUUGAAGUUGCCAUGAAGUUUCUUAAUUGGGCCACCCCCAACUUGUGAGGCUGAAGGCUGCUCAAGGUUUCUGGAUACUGGAAGCUGUCACCGAGGAAGAGCAGUGGGCAGAACUAGGCCGUCCUGAAGGGUGAGGGGAGGGGGAUUGUGGGAUCAGAGCUCUGUGUGUGGACUUGUUGGGACCGUUGCCUUAAUGACAUCCUCUACCUGGUGUAGCUUGGUGUGCCAUUUUGAAAAUUGAAUUCACUCUUGUCAAUUUAAAGGAUGUCAAGAGGAUUUGGAGAUGGAGUAAGUAGCUUCUAGACCAGAUACAACGUGUGGCCAUAGUGCUGUCUACUGCUUGACUACUGGCCCUACUACACCCAAAAUACUCACGAGAGAGGGACUCUCAGCCUCUCACUGGAGGCGCUAUGCAUGUUUUGAACCAGCUGACCAGGAGCUGGGGUCUUCUUCGAUCCCUAGCCAGGAAUACCCACCAGAUUUCCAGGGUACUAUCUAAUCCAGGCCUGCACAUGAGGAUGUGGACUUGAGGCCCAUGUCUGUCUGUCCAAGUAGACUGAGCAAAUGUGCCUAGGGGCAGAUAGCCUGUUAACAAUUGGGUUGAUUUUUCUUUCUGCAUGCAAGUAAUCAAAAUUAAAACUAGAGUAGCCUAAUUUCCCAGGAGUAGAUGGAGAGCUUUCCCUCCUACACAGUGAGGAAAGUUUUGAUAUCGACUGACAGUCCCAGCAUGCUGGGGGAUAAGUGAGAAAGCCCAGGGUGUAGGAAGGCUCUUUUUGCAUACUCUUUAUUCUCGUGAGAGCACCCUAUUUUAGUAGGAAACAAUAAAUAUUGUUUCUAAUUUU